Molecule: messenger RNA, 552 nt
Organism: Lottia gigantea (owl limpet)
Lineage: Eukaryota; Metazoa; Mollusca; Gastropoda; Lottiidae
Exons: 1
Cellular component (GO): membrane
Molecular function (GO): glucuronosyl-N-acetylgalactosaminyl-proteoglycan 4-beta-N-acetylgalactosaminyltransferase activity
Source: RefSeq, a predicted model, not a curated record
AACUUCCUGUUAGUGGCUGUCAUGACAACCAGAAAGUAUCUGAAAACACGUGCUGAGGGUAUUUACAGAACAUGGGGUCAAAUAGUUCCAGGAAGAAUUGUGUUUUUUGUUGGUGGAAAGGAACCGUACAACGGGCACCUGCCGGUGAUAAUAUUAGAAAAUAUAACUGAAAAUACUUAUCCACCGCAGACAAAAUCAUUCGCAAUGUUAGAAUACGUAGCUACUCAUUUUGUGAACGACUAUGAAUGGUUUAUGCGUUCCGACGACGAUGUUUUCGUGAAAACGGACAAAUUAGAAAGAUUUCUGCGUUCUGUGAACAGUUCUAAAUCUCUGUACAUUGGACAACCUGGAACUGGUACACAAGAAGAGACUGGGAAGCUGGGUCUACAUAAUAGUGCCCCAUACUGUAUGGGAGGCCCGGGGGUGUUUUUCACCCGAACCACCCUGAAGAAAAUCAGGACACAUCUAAAAAACUGUUUGUUGAAUGCUGUCACCCUACACGAAGAUACGGAGUUAGGACGGUGUGUUCAGAGAUAUGCUGGUAUAGCCUGU